Aphanomyces invadans is the source of this 606-nucleotide messenger RNA. RefSeq lists its product as hypothetical. The record is from RefSeq and is a predicted model, not a curated record. NCBI's taxonomy places the organism in Eukaryota, Oomycota, Saprolegniomycetes, Saprolegniales, Verrucalvaceae. The transcript is spliced from 2 exons. Bases 1 to 606 code for a protein of 201 amino acids.
AUGGAAUGGGUCUUUACAGGCUCCCUGGAAUGCUCCUCUCUGGAUGCAGCCAAAGCCCUCUUGGACCGUUAUCUUGCGCUUCCUGCCGCUGAACGCCAAGGCAAGGGUGCUGGUGACAUCCGGAAAUGGUGUUGCAACGACCCCACCUGGCUGGUGAUCGGUGCCAACACCGACAAUACCUGCUUUGUACAGGCCCUGAAGAAAGCAUGCGCCAUCCUCGACCUCCCGUUCACCUUCACCCAAGGCGACAUGUGUGCCUUCAAAGACAAGGAAGACAUAGCCCUUACCUCGUCGAUCCCUCUUUCCAAGUAUCACCUCUUCAUCCGUCACCUCGUCCUCGACCACGCGCUUCCCUUCCGCAACGAAUCCGUCACCACCAACAUCGCCAAGCGCUCGGCAAAUGACGUUGUGUACGACAUGAUCUCGGCGGCAGCGGAUGGCGGCGUUUACCUCGUGAUCACUUCCGAAAAAGAAGUUGAUAUCUUGGAAACGUUUCAACGCGAAGACAACCAACGCCCUCACCACCUCCAACGCAUCAGUCGCCUCAUCCCUACCCGUCCCCACUAUGGUGGCAUCCGCCGCCCACUUCGUGCCAACUUGGACUAG